Gamsiella multidivaricata is the source of this 1731-nucleotide messenger RNA. Its product is annotated as tyrosyl-DNA phosphodiesterase I. Gene Ontology annotation, biological process: double-strand break repair; single strand break repair. Gene Ontology annotation, molecular function: 3'-tyrosyl-DNA phosphodiesterase activity; single-stranded DNA binding; double-stranded DNA binding. The transcript is spliced from 12 exons. Bases 40 to 1692 code for a protein of 550 amino acids. Lineage: Eukaryota; Fungi; Mortierellomycota; Mortierellomycetes; Mortierellales; Mortierellaceae. The record is from RefSeq and is a predicted model, not a curated record. Gene Ontology annotation, cellular component: nucleus.
CCUGUGCUCUGUCACCUUUUCACUUAUUUGAAUGCUGCCAUGGAGGGAUCGCAUCUGCCCAAAAGCGACAACAUCACAGCAGAGAGCAGCGAUGCUGAACAGCAUCGUCCAGCGGCAGCAGCGGCUUUACUGUUAGAUGAAGAGCUCGAUCGCAACGUCAUUAAACGGCGACUGUCCUCAGAUGCCUCUACGAACGAAAAAGACGCCAAAAAGCCGCGAGAAUCCGUGCCGUUGAGAUACAUUGAUCCAUCGAUUCACCUCACAACGGUUCAGCGUGCCCCUGCCGCUCAUAACAUGGGAUGCGUGUUCUUAGAGUCCUUGAUCGGGGAUGCAGAUUUGGAGUUUAUGGUUCAGAUCAACUACAUGGUCGAUAUUGACUUCAUAAUGGCAAAGGUGCACGAGAGUAUUCGCGAUGAGCUUCGAACCAUUGUGUACCACGGUUUGAGACUUACACAGGACAAACUGCUGAGAAUGGAGACAAACACGCGACUGAAGUAUCCCAACAUCACCUUGCACCGAGUUCCCGUUCCUGGAAUUGGCACGCACCACACGAAGGCUAUGCUUUUGUUCUAUCGGGAUGGCGCGAUGCAAUUUGUCGUUCAUACUGCUAACAUGAUUGAGCCUGAUUGGAGAAACAAGACCCAGGCAGUGUUCACAACAGGCCGUCUCUCAAAGAAACCGCCGUCGUCUGCACUGCCAACUUGUGCAUUCGAGCGAGAUCUUUUGGAGUAUCUACAGUGCUAUCACAACUCUAAUGGAAUCGUUGGUCGAGUUUCACAGUAUGACUUUACUGACGUUAGGGGUGUUCUUAUCGGUUCGGUGCCUGGCAAGUUUACAGGGCUCACCAAGAACAAGUGGGGCCACUUGCGGUUACGUACCGUUCUGAGACAGCAGGUGGAGAUCGCGAAAGAGCACGUUCUAGGGUCGAAGAUUAUAUGCCAGAUCUCCAGCGUAGGUUCAUUGGGGAAGGAGUCGCAAGACUGGCUGCGUGGGGAGUUUGAGAUGAGCUUGAACGCCCACCGUAACUCAAAUUACAUGGCAUCGAGCAAGGGGGAUUUUACAGUGAUUUAUCCCACGGCAGAAAACGUUCGAACCAGUUACGAUGGUUGGUCGAUGGGCGGAAGUCUGCCAUUUAGAUCGACCAGCUAUAAUAAGCAGGCGCACUACAUGAACCCAUUACUGCACUCUUGGAGAGCCAUCAAGAGCGGGCGUGAGAGAUCCAUGCCUCACAUCAAAACAUUCACUAGGGUUACUAGCAAAGCCCAUGGCGACUACAUCUCAUGGUUUCUCCUUACCAGCGCCAAUCUCUCGAAACCUGCUUGGGGAACAAUGAAGAAUGAUGUGUUUGCAAUCCAGAGUUAUGAACUCGGUGUCCUUGUCUUCCCUGGUUUAUUUGAGGACUUGAAUGAAUCUGGCGAAAGCCUUCAGGUCUACAUGAUGAACGCCACAGUGGACGAUCCGUAUCCUGAGCCGCUCUCUCCACACCCCAGCAGCAGUGAUCAAGGUGAUCAAGGCGAAGAAAGUGACACAAAUGAUGACAGUAAAUAUACGCAGCACAGCAUCGGUGUAGUACCUAUUCGUUUGCCAUAUGAUCUACCGCUUAAGAAAUACGAGUUCCCAAGAGACCAGGUCUGGCUGAUGGACAAGUAUUUUCAGGGGAUGGACGACUUUGGCAGCACACUGGAUAUGUGAACGACAUAAUAAAGUUGGGUUAUUUAUGCUUCAGGGUAC